This is a messenger RNA of Centruroides sculpturatus (bark scorpion), 1781 nucleotides long. RefSeq names its product nucleolar protein 56-like (gene Nop56). Gene Ontology annotation, cellular component: small-subunit processome; box C/D methylation guide snoRNP complex. The coding region runs from base 90 to 1715 and encodes 541 amino acids. NCBI's taxonomy places the organism in Eukaryota, Metazoa, Arthropoda, Arachnida, Scorpiones, Buthidae. The transcript is spliced from 10 exons. Gene Ontology annotation, molecular function: snoRNA binding. The record is from RefSeq and is a predicted model, not a curated record.
UCCAAGCUCUGCGAAGAAAAGUGUAGUUCACGAAUUUUCGGUGGAAGAAUGAUGUGUUUCGUUUAAGUUGAAAAUUCGUUUUGUAAAAAAUGGCUCUCUUUGUGUUGUUUGAACAUGCUUCGGGAUAUACCUUAUUCCGUGUUAAGGAGUUUGAAGAAGUGGGUAUGUUCUUACCCGAAGUAGAGAAGAGCAUACAAAACUUCAGUCAUUUCUGCUCCAUUGUCCAGUUGAUUGCUUUCACGCCAUUUAAAAAUGCAUCUAAUGCUCUUGACAACAUGAACAGCAUUUCUGAAGGCAUUCUUCAUCAAGACUUGCAACUUUUUCUCGAAACUUAUCUGCCCAGACCGGGAAAGAAGAAACACGUAAUUCUCGGAGUCGGAGAUGCAAAAGUGGGCGUCGCCAUUCAAGAAACCCUGUCUUACCCGUGCCAACACACUGGUGUCGUUCCGGAAAUUAUACGUGGUGUUCGUGUUCAUUUUCAUAACUUGAUCAAAGGAUUGUCCGACAAGACCGCAUCAAAGGCCCAAUUGGGUUUGGGUCACAGUUAUUCUAGAGCUAAAGUCAAGUUUAAUGUAAAUAGAAAUGAUAACAUGAUCAUUCAAAGCAUUUGUCUCCUGGAUCAAUUAGAUAAAGAUAUAAAUACAUUUGCCAUGAGAGUCAGGGAAUGGUACUCGUACCAUUUUCCAGAAUUGGUAAAAUUAGUGCCAGACAAUUAUAUGUAUGCCAGAGUAGCAAAGUUUAUAAAACAGAGAAAAACCUUAAAUGAAAGAAAUGUCGAAGAAUUAGAAGAAAUUGUCAUGGACGGUUCGGUGGCCAAAGCGAUCUUUAAUGCCGCAGAAAUGUCAAUAGGAAUGGAAAUUUCACCAAUAGAUUUAAUCAACAUUGAAACUUUUGCAUCUAGAGUGAUAGCUCUGGCUGAUUAUCGAAAAGAGUUAUUGGAAUAUUUGAGAUCGAAGAUGCAUAACGUAGCACCUAAUUUAGCGGCUCUUAUCGGCGAGACGGUUGGUGCCCGUUUAAUCUCGCAUGCUGGAAGUUUGACGAAUCUUGCUAAAUAUCCUGCUUCCACGGUUCAAAUUUUAGGAGCGGAAAAAGCUCUUUUCAGGGCGUUAAAAACACGAGGCAACACUCCAAAGUAUGGUCUUAUCUUUCAUUCGACAUUUAUCGGAAGAGCCGGUGCUAAAAAUAAGGGACGAAUUUCGCGUUUUUUGGCAAACAAAUGCUCUAUUGCUUCAAGAAUCGAUUGCUUUUCUGAAAUGCCAAAUGAUAUUUUCGGGAACAAAUUAAAAGAGCAAGUAGAAGAAAGGUUAAAGUUUUACGAAACUGGAGAAGUGCCAAGAAAGAAUGUGGAAGUGAUGAAAGAUGCUAUAGAAGAGUCUAAGCAAGUUAUCAAGUUAGCGAAAAAGUUGAAAAAAGCAAAGAAAAAGAAGAAGCAAGAAGAAGAAUCAUCUAUGGUUUCUUCUGCUAUGGAAGAAAGCAACUUUAAAGAAAACGAAAUUCAAGAAUCGGUUAUUGACGAGGAAAAACCGCAAAAAAAGAAGAAGAAAAAGAAGAGGAAGUUAGAAGAUGAACCUAUAGCGUCCUCUAAUCUGGAGGAAAGCGUACCAAACGGCGAAAUAGAGGCCGAGACGCAAGUUAUCGCAGACGACGUGGAGUUGCCCGCAAAGAAAAAGAAGAAGAAGAAAAAAAGUAAACAAGAAGAAUCAAUCGAAGGUUAACCGUUUCAUCUGUAUGGAUUUCCACUCAAGUACAUUUUAUUUUAAUAAAUUUUAUGUACCAUUUAA